This is a messenger RNA of Trifolium pratense (red clover), 2712 nucleotides long. Its product is annotated as pentatricopeptide repeat-containing protein At4g04370. Gene Ontology annotation, biological process: RNA modification. Gene Ontology annotation, cellular component: intracellular membrane-bounded organelle. Gene Ontology annotation, molecular function: RNA binding; protein binding. Lineage: Eukaryota; Viridiplantae; Streptophyta; Magnoliopsida; Fabales; Fabaceae. The record is from RefSeq and is a predicted model, not a curated record. Bases 163 to 2490 code for a protein of 775 amino acids. The transcript has a single exon.
AAACGGACCCUCGAUCGAGUAUGUUGGUCUAAGAAGAAUAAUUUUUUAUCACACUUUAUUUUCCAACUGAAUCCCAAAUUACGAGACUCGUCAUUCAAAGGGUUAACACAAAAAAUAACCACUUAUGCCAUUCAAGCUCAGCAACAUCACAAGGAAUGGAACAUGUUAACAUACAAGCCAAAACCGCAUUCAUUACCGAGUCUCAGUGUCCAAAAACGAUGGAUGCUAUCACUACCACCACCACCACCACCACACUCUUCUUCUUCCUCAGCCCCAGCCACCACCAAUUCAUACAAUGCAAUCAUCAACCGCCAUUCAACCCAAGGUGCUCACCGUCAAGUUCUCAUCACCUUCACAUCAAUGCUCAAUGCACAAGUUCCUUCUGACGCAUACACUUUCCCAAGUCUUCUCAAAGCAUGUUCCUCUCUUAACCUCUUUCACCUUGGCAUUUCCUUCCAUCAACGUAUCAUCAUUAAUGGGUUGUCCACAGAUUCCUACAUUGCCUCUUCUUUGAUCAGUUUCUAUGUUAAAUUUGGGUAUUCGAAUAUUGCCCGCAAAGUGUUCGACUUUAUGCCUCAGAAAAAUGUUGUACCUUGGACUACUGUUAUUGGAUGUUAUUCUCGUAUGGGUAAUGUUCAUGAGGCUUUUUCUUUGUUUCAUCAAAUGCGUUAUGGAGGAAUUCAACCCAGUAGUGUUACUCUGUUGAGUUUGUUGUUUGGAGUUUCGGAGCUUUCUUAUGUGCAGUGUUUGCAUGGUUGUGCAAUUUUUUAUGGGUUUAUGUCUGAUUUGAACUUGUCAAAUUCUUUGCUGAAUGUGUAUGGGAAAUGUGGAAGUAUUGAGGAUUGUAGGAAAUUGUUUGAUUUUAUGGAUCAUAGAGACGUUGUUUCAUGGAAUUCUUUGUUAUCUACGUAUGCCCAGAUUGGAAAUUUAUGCGAAAUUUUGUUACUUUUCAAGACAAUGAAGGUGCGAGGUUUUGAGCCUGGUUUGCAGACUUUUGGGUCUGUGUUGUCUGUGGCUGUGUCGAGAGGUGAUAUGAGACUGGGAAGGUUAGUUCAUGGCCAGAUUUUAAGAGCUGGUUUUGACUUGGAUGCACAUGCUGAAACAUCAUUGAUUGUAAUGUACUUAAAAGGCGGGAACAUUGAUGUUGCAUUUAGAAUGUUUGAAAGGAGUUUAGAUAAGGAUGUGGUUUUGUGGACAGCAAUGAUUUCGGGCCUUGUGCAGAAUGAAAAUGCUGACAAAGCGCUUUUAGUUUUCCAUCAGAUGUUGAAAUUUGGAAUGAAGCCAUCUACGGAGACUAUGGCCAGUGUGAUUACAGCUUGUGCACAAAUGGGGUCUUAUAAUUUGGGGAGAUCUAUUCAUGGUUAUAUAAUAAGGCAAGAAUUGUCUUUGGAUACCGCUGCUCAUAACGCUCUUGUUUCUAUGUAUGCAAAGUGUGGCCACUUGGAUCAAAGUUCUAUUGUAUUUGAUAAGAUGAGCAAAAGGGAUUUAGUUUCAUGGAAUGCCAUAGUUGCUGGAUAUGCUCAAAUCGGCUCUGUUUAUAAGGCCUUUUCCCUUUUUAAUGAAAUGAGGUCUUGUCAUCAAACACCUGAUUCAAUAACCACUGUCUCCCUCCUUCAAGGGUGUGCAUCUGCGGGGCAACUACACCCUGGAAAAUGGAUCCACGGGUUCGUAAUAAGAAAUGGUCUUAGGCCGUGCAUCUUGGUCGAUACUUCUUUGGUAGAUAUGUACUGUAAAUGUGGUGAUCUGGAUACUGCUCAAAGGUGUUUCAACCAGAUGCCAAGUCAAGAUUUGGUAUCAUGGAGUGCUAUAAUUUCAGGAUAUGGCUAUCAUGGUAAAGGGGAAACUGCAUUAAGGUUAUAUUCAAGGUUUCUAGAAAGUAGGAUCAAACCCAACCAUGUGAUUUUCCUCUCAGUUUUAUCUUCUUGCAGUCAUAAUGGACUUAUCGAUCAAGGCUUGAACAUAUACGAAUCUAUGACUAGAGAUUUCGGGAUUGCACCAAAUCUUGAACACCAUGCUUGUGUGGUGGAUCUCCUCUGUCGUGCGGGGAGGGUAGAGGAGGCAUAUAACUUGUACAAGAAAGUGUUUACAGAACCUGUAAUUGAUGUGUUGGGCAUAAUCCUUGACGCAUGUCGAGCAAAUGGUAAUGACGAGCUUGGUGAUACAAUUGCCAAUGAUAUUAUCAAGCUAAGGCCUAUGAGUGCUGGAAAUUAUGUACAACUAGCACAUUGCUAUGCUUCAAUAAACAAGUGGGAAGGAGUGGGUGAGGUAUGGACUAAUAUGAGAUCUCUUGGCUUGAGGAAAAUUCCUGGUUGGAGUUUUAUUGACAUACAUGGAACCAUCAGUACAUUUUUCACAGAUCACAAUUCUCACCCUCAGUUUUUAGAAAUAGUGAAUACCAUGAAAAUUUUGAGAGAGGAAAUGAACAAAAUGGAGGAAGUGGACAUUAAUUUUGAAAGCAAUCACACUCAUCAUCACUAUAGCAUAUGCUGAAAAGUUAUUAUGAAUAAUAUUUAUAGAUAUUUUAGUCUAUGAUUAUUUUAGUCUACUUUUUUUUUUUUUUUUUAUUUACUAGAAAAUGGUGAAUUAUCGGUGGAAAUAUGUUAGGAAUUAUCAUCGAUUUAUUGUUAUUAAAAUGAUUUUUAUUAAUCAAAAGAGAUGGUUUUUGUUUUUCAGGUGUUCAUCGGAAAUAAUCUUAUUUGAGAUGUGUUGGAU